AUGAAAUUGAGUUUAAUCCUAGUGGUUUUAGUGGCCCUUGGCUGUCAGGCCAUGCCCCAGAGGCGUCGUCUCAGUCAACGUCAAGUGGAAUAUGCUAGUACCCCAUAUCCAGCGGCUGGUUUUCGUCCACGUAUCGCAUUUGAUUUACCCAAACCAAAGUUGGAAACCGAACCGGAGCCUCAAUCUAUCACAACAACCACCACACCAAAGGACAAGGAACAGGAGGAUAUUGAAGAUUUAACCACCACGGAGGAGGAUUUGGAUUUAAGUUUGCGUACACCAGCCAGCACUUAUGGAGCGCCACCAGCAACCAAUGUGGAUGAGGUCGAGGAUACUGUGGAAAUUGAGGCAGCACCAGCUCGUGACUUUCAGCCACCCGUACUCGAGGCUGUCGAGGAUUUUGCCGCUAAUGGCAUUGCUGGUGAACAGCAGCCUGUUGCUGAUGUGCCUGCCCUGGAGCCACAAGAGGAGUCCGCACCAGAGACAGAGACCGAGGCCGAUGCCACGCUAAUCAAUACCGAUGAAGUUGAACUGAAAGCUGUCACCACACCAGCAAAUACCUAUGGACCACCAUUGCCCACAGUUGCCGCUGCUGCUGGGACACCAGCCAGCACAUAUGGUGCACCCGAUUUGAAUGAGCCAACCAAUGAACUGGACGAUGUCGAUGAAUCGCAAGUGGAACUAGUCGAUGAAGCUGAGCAAGAGCAAGAGCUAACCAAUGAAUUGGCCAGUGGGCGUCUUAUACUCUUGCCUCUGGGUCCAGGUGGAGCACAAUUUGGUCGUCUCAUUUUGGCUGUGGAACAGCCACGUCAACGCCAACAGAAAUCGCUACGUAGUGAACGUUUGCGUAGGAUCUAAAGGUAAAACUCACUUACCCAGCAACAACAUCAGCAAAAAAUAAACAGGGAAA
This is a messenger RNA of Drosophila willistoni, 910 nucleotides long. RefSeq lists its product as uncharacterized. The transcript has a single exon. Lineage: Eukaryota; Metazoa; Arthropoda; Insecta; Diptera; Drosophilidae. Bases 1 to 858 code for a protein of 285 amino acids. The record is from RefSeq and is a predicted model, not a curated record.